CUCUCUCUCUCUCUCUCUCUCUCUCUCUCGAUGAUAUCUCUUGGUUCAUCAAUCUCCGUCCAAGUACUCACCGGAAGGAAGUUGGAUGUGCUCCGGCAAACUCCGGGAAGUUUCCGGCGCUCUCAGUAUGCAAGGCUAUCUCCUCUUGCACUUGAACCACGAAAAUUUCCGAUUGCUUUCAUUAAGAAAGGCUCAAGUCAAAAGCGGAGAAGCCGAAGGCAUUCCAAGUAAUGAGAGUGCCACUAUUAAUGAGGAGACUUUGCAGCGGGAUCUAGAGAUAGCCAUCAAGGAAGAAGACUAUGCACGGGCUGCAAAAAUUAGGGAUGAUCUCCGUCUACUCCAAGAAGACAGCAAAGCUGCUGUCCUCUCUGCAAAUAACCGCUUCUACAAUGCAUUCAGAAACGGAGACCUUGCUGCCAUGAACUCCAUUUGGGCCAAAGGAGAGCAUGCCUACGUUGUACAUCCUGGUGCGGGAAGGAUUUGCAAUUACGACCUCGUCAUUGGUAGCUGGGAGAUCAUGUGCGGUGCCGAGCAUGAGUUCCCUCUUCAGAUUGAACUGCAGGAUGUUGAAGUUCAUGUGAGAGGAGAUGUCGGGUAUGUGUCUUGUUUGGAGGUGGUCAGGACCGGAGGGAGCAGUUGGGGAAAACAAAUGGCGACCAAUGUGUUUGAGCGGAUCGACGGGCAGUGGUUUAUCUGCAUUCACCAUGCUUCUCAUGUCGAUAUGUGAUACUGUUAACCUUCGGUAGAGAAACUUGUAGCUGAAUUUCUGAAAUUUUGUGCUGUUCCCACUGAAAUAACUGUGGAAUAUAGAAAUGUACCGGAAAAUUGUAUCAGUAUUGGAAGCUUGUAUUUCUUUUUUCUGAGAAAACACUGAUCAAAUAAAACUCUACAAAGCUUUGGCAUGGAA
This is a messenger RNA of Dioscorea cayenensis subsp. rotundata (Guinea yam), 907 nucleotides long. RefSeq lists its product as uncharacterized. Lineage: Eukaryota; Viridiplantae; Streptophyta; Magnoliopsida; Dioscoreales; Dioscoreaceae. Bases 86 to 727 code for a protein of 213 amino acids. The record is from RefSeq and is a predicted model, not a curated record. Gene Ontology annotation, molecular function: protein binding. The transcript is spliced from 2 exons.